This is a messenger RNA of Lampris incognitus (smalleye Pacific opah), 2200 nucleotides long. It is a transcript of the gene meox1, whose product is annotated as mesenchyme homeobox 1. The record is from RefSeq and is a predicted model, not a curated record. Gene Ontology annotation, cellular component: nucleus. Lineage: Eukaryota; Metazoa; Chordata; Actinopteri; Lampriformes; Lampridae. Gene Ontology annotation, biological process: positive regulation of transcription by RNA polymerase II. Gene Ontology annotation, molecular function: RNA polymerase II cis-regulatory region sequence-specific DNA binding; DNA-binding transcription factor activity, RNA polymerase II-specific.
AAAGGGAGGAGGGAUCACUUGUCAAGAAUGCCUUAGAAGAGUUGUGAAAACAGCCAGCCGAGAAGGAGAGCCAUGCAGUUGCGGAUGCAGCUUUCACACCAAGCCACAAGCCAGUCUGAUCAUUGACAGCGAGCGAGCGAGAGAGAGAGAGCGAUAGAGAGAGAUGAGAGCGAGAAAGUGGAUGUAUGUGUGUGUGUCGGUGUGUGCGUGAGGACCAGAGGCUCCAGAGGACGUCAUACACUCCCAGAGAGAGGGAAACACACUGCCGGAGGAAGGCGUCCAUCCUCACACGUUGUGGGACUGUAGGAAGAGUCAACAAGUUAGCAGCCCCUGACACAUUCCCAGUGUGUCUUCCAGUAGUGGAUGCAGUGAGUCCAUGAUGUGCAUCUGAAGCCUACAGUCAGCUGAAGUGGAUAUAGCACUGACCGAGCUAGACAUUUUCCCCCCUCCUUCAGCUCUCUCCGGAAGUGCUUCCUUCGUGACAAGGACUUUACUGAAAAGCGGCGUGAUUCUCUGAAAAAAAAACCCAACAACAUUUGAGUUGCGUGUGAGGCAUUUGCGUUUAUUUCGCCAUGGAUCAGCCAGCCAGCAGCUGCAUGCGAAGCGCCCAUCCCAGCAGCCCCAUCUGGGGUUGCAUGAGGAACCCUCACUCGGGGGUCCCGGGAGCCGGUCUCCAGUCGCCGUAUCAGCAAGCCACCUUCUCCUUGCACCAGAAACCUGAGUUCCUGGCCUAUACAGACUUCUCCAGCUCCUGUCUGGUGCCUGCCGCGCCCCACGCGGCGUACCCCCGCGACGACAGACUGUAUCAGGAGAGCCACACCUCACCAGCAGGCUACCAGAGGGCCGACUGGCAGUUCAGCCCCUGCGAGACGCGGGUGAGGGCCGAGGCCUGCCCGCCGGUUGCCCCGGUGUCGGUGGGCGGCGGCGGGGGUGGAGGGGUGGGCGCAGGGACGGAGAUGGACAGUGCAGGUGGAGACAGGCUGCCAGGGGCCGUGGCCGGGUGUCUGGAGGGAGAGUACUCGCCGCAGAGCGUGGCAUCGGCUGACUCGGACAAGAAGAGCUCCAAGAGGAAGAGGGAUGUCACAGAUAUCCAUGACUCCAGCUUUAAGGUGGAUUCCAGCUGCAAGGCCAGAAAGGAGCGCACGGCGUUCACCAAGGAGCAGCUGAGAGAGCUGGAGGCAGAGUUUACCCACCACAACUACCUGACCAGGCUCCGCCGCUACGAGAUCGCCGUGAACCUGGACCUCACAGAGAGACAGGUUAAAGUGUGGUUCCAGAACAGGAGGAUGAAGUGGAAGAGGGUGAAAGGCGGCCAGUCCGCCUCGCCCAACGACAUGGAGAACGAUGACGUGGACUCCGCCGCUUCGCCGAGCUCCGAAUGAGAGAGGAUCUGCGAGGAGACUGGCCUCGGCGAAAGAAAAGCUCCCGAGAUUUGGAUGGCCUCGUGAGGCCGAGGGCAUAGGAAUUUGUUCACAUCAUCCGGACACCGACGCAGCACAGUGGGACCCCCAGAAUCGGAACAAAUUUCGAAUUCCCCUCCCCGUAAAACAAACAAAAAAAACAAAAAAAACCAACAAAAAAAAAACCAUUCGGCAAGACUCCUUUUCUAUUUUGUGUUGUAAAUACUGUAGGCCUUAGUGGAUGAAUGUUGAUAUUAAAAGUCCACCUCAACACAUGAAUAGCACACAAAUGCUCUGUUUGAAAAUGCCAAUUCUUGUCUAUUGACCGUAGUCAGAGAUUAAAGAUGAUAGUUUGCUAUAUUGGCAAGUCUUUUCUCAUUGAAUGUUGCAGAACAAUUACAAAAUUCCAUGCAAUAGCCUCCAGGCCAGCGAUGACAUAUCGGCCCACUGAUGUGAUUGUGUUUGAGUACAUCCCCUUUGGUUCCCAUAUCGUAAUCAUGGUCUUGGACGCUUGACUACAACCACCUGCGAAAACUCUUAACUGCGCAGGAGUUGCCAAACCAUAAGUGCCUUCAAAUCUGAUUUUUCUUUAUUUUAUUUUUUUUUUAUCUUAUGUUGUCAAUUUUUGUUCUUCCCUAGAAUAUAGUUGUUCUUUUUUUGUCAAACAUUUUUGUACUAUUUUCUUACAUUUCGAAUGCUUAUGAUAAAACACAGAUGUUGCCUAUCUCAAAAAAAGAAAAAAGAAAAAAAAAAGAAUAAAUCAUCUGUUACAAAAUGGGGAAAAUAUCUUGAUAAUUUCU